Acyrthosiphon pisum (pea aphid) is the source of this 635-nucleotide messenger RNA. Its product is annotated as kelch-like protein 20. Gene Ontology annotation, molecular function: protein binding. The transcript has 4 exons. The annotation marks the transcript as partial. Lineage: Eukaryota; Metazoa; Arthropoda; Insecta; Hemiptera; Aphididae. The record is from RefSeq and is a predicted model, not a curated record.
ACAGUUCGACCCUGCCAGGGAAAUAAUCAUUGAUUAGAAGCACGAAUGUCAAGUCAAUAACUAGUUGCUAGUAGUGCAUAGAAGACCUAACAACCUAAUCCCAAAGACAAUGAGCAUUCAGAAAAAACUCAGCUUUUUAACGACUGUCAUAGAAUUUUUACAAUUUAGUCGUGCUUUUUUCCUGCUCCUCUGAAACAGGUACCCAAAUAAAGACGACAAAUACCUCUCACGCCAUUAAUAAAGUCCAAAGUCAUCCAAGUACCGGAGUUCGCAUAACAAUGACAAUGCAAAAUACAAAGCAAGUACCAGAACCGAUUAUAUACGGACCAGCAAAAUACGAGUAUAAGAAAUUGUGUUAUGCCGAGAUAUUUCAAGUACUACAAUCCUUCCGAAAAGAUGAGGUUUUCUGUGAUAUUAAACUAGAAACAGAUGAUGGUGGAAGUAUAUUCGGUCAUAAAGUGGUUUUGGCAUCGGCUAGUCCAUAUUUCCAUGCAAUGUUCACAAAUUUAAAAAAAAAUAAUCAAGAUAUUGUUGUCAUCAAAAACUUAGAUUCCACCGCAUUACAACUAUUAGUAGAGUUUAUUUAUUCAGGGCAGGUCACAGUCACUGACAAAAAUGUGCAGGAUUUGUUACCG